Zychaea mexicana is the source of this 1473-nucleotide messenger RNA. RefSeq lists its product as uncharacterized. NCBI's taxonomy places the organism in Eukaryota, Fungi, Mucoromycota, Mucoromycetes, Mucorales, Lichtheimiaceae. Bases 101 to 1318 code for a protein of 405 amino acids. The record is from RefSeq and is a predicted model, not a curated record. The transcript has 10 exons. Gene Ontology annotation, molecular function: mRNA binding.
AAUUAUUUGAGUAUUAUUAUUCGCUUUCUUUCACUUGCCCCACCCCCACCCCCCUUACGUGACCUUCGCGCGUUCGUGAACAGAAAAAAAAAUCUUGACAAUGUCCAAUAACAAUGAAUCUGUCUCAAUGGCUACAGAAUCCGCAUCAGAUCCUGGCACCAUUUACGUCGGCAACCUCGACCAAAGAGUAACUGACACGAUGCUGCAUGACUUGUUUGCUACCAUUGGACCUGUCAGUAACGUCAAGAUUGUAAUGGCACGACGACACGGACAUUAUCCAACCGUAAACUAUGGAUUUGUCGAGUUUGAGAAUAAGCAGGCAGCCGAACAAGCCUUGCGUGAUAUGAACGGUCGCAUGAUAUUCAACCAUGAAAUCAGGCUCAACUGGGCACAACAAAGCACGCAACAGCAUCAACCUCAGCAGCAACAGCAACCUCAGCAACAACAGCAAAAGGAUGACAUGGCUGACCACUUCCAUGUGUUUGUCGGUGAUCUUGCCAGAGAAGUCAAUGACGAGAUGCUUUCCAAGGCGUUUGGAAACUUUGCUACCAUGUCGGAAGCGCAUGUGAUGUGGGAUGCGGCAUCGGGUAACUCAAGAGGCUAUGGUUUCGUUGCUUUCAAAGAUAAGACGGAUGCCGAGCAGGCAAUUGCAACCAUGAACGGCGAGUGGCUGGGAUCCAGAAUGAUUCGUUGUAACUGGGCCACACAAAAGGGUCAAAUGGCAACACCGCCUGCACAGCCUGGCCAACAACUGCCAUAUGAAGUUGUCAUUAACCAGACACCUUCCUCAGUCACGAAUGUCUAUGUUGGAAACCUGCCUCCGGAUACAGCAGAAAAUGACGUGAGCCAGCCUUUCCAGCAAAUCGGUAAUGUGCAAGAAGUCCGUUUGCAAGCUGAACGCGGAUAUGCCUUUAUCAAGAUGGAUUCCCAUGAGAACGCAGCAAAAGCUAUCGUUCAACUUCAAAAUAUCAACGUUAAUGGGCGUCCAGCAAAGUUGUCAUGGGGACGUGACCGGACACAGCAGCAACAAGGUGGCAACCAUCACUAUGGUAACAAUAAUGACAAUCAUCAUCACCAUGGCCACAAUCUGUACGCCGGUAGAGCGGGCCACAACACCCGAGGUUUCUCUUACCAAGGACAUCAAAACAACCACAACAGCAGCCAUUACAACAAAUCCAAUAUCAGUGAAAAUGUGUUUUCAGAUUCCCCUGCACCGAAUUCGCUUGCUAGUUUGGAUCCCCAUGCAGGUGGCACUCAAGCUUCCGUACCGCCAACCAUGGCUACUCAGUGGAGUAACCAGCAAACAUCCUCGCAGUAGCAGUAGCAGUAGCACUUGUAGUUGCAGUAACAACGUUGCAAACAAUGAAACAAACAGAAAAAUACAAUCUAAUAUUUUUUACUGGAUCUACUUUCAUUACUCAAAAAAAGGAAAAAACUCACAGGUCUUGUUUUCGUUUUGAUACAUUGUGGUUG